GCAAUCCUGAGCUUUCGGAGGCCCCGCCUACGUUCCCGGGCCAAGCGGGGCACAGGCAGGCGCAACUGCGCUGUUAGCCAGGCGGAAACCACGCCCCUCCUCCGAGUCUUAAAGGGACGGUGUCAGCUCAGGAUGGAAGCCACAGCGCUGAGGGUUCCUUCUCCUGCCAGCACCCUUACUCUGUCCACUGGAGAAGCAAAGUUUGUGAAUUGGGAGCCCCCUUAAGUGUUGUGGGAGCCAGGCUUGCGACGUAGGGGGACAGAGGAGGCUCGUGGGAGUUCCGUCAGUGUCCCCCAUGGAGCCCAACAUGCCCUCAGAGGACCUCCUCACCCAGCAGUCCCCUGAACGUGGGGACCCCGAGGUCCCAGGGGAUGAAGCCGAGGAUGGCUCUGACACGGUGGUCCUCAGUCUCUUUCCCUGCACCCCAGAGCCGGGGAAUCCAGAAGCCGAUGCCAGUGCCUCCUCCCUGCAGGGCAGCUCCCUGAAGCAUUCCACGACCCUCACCAACCGGCAGCGAGGCAAUGAGGUCUCAGCCCUGCCUGCCACCCUGGACUCACUGUCCAUCCACCAGCUUGCGGCGCAGGGGGAGCUGAGCCAGCUGAAGGAGCACCUGAGGAAAGGGGACAAUCUCAUCAACAAGCCAGACGAGCGAGGCUUCACCCCCCUCAUCUGGGCCUCCGCCUUCGGGGAGAUUGAGACAGUCCGGUUCUUGCUGGAGUGGGGUGCUGACCCCCACAUCCUGGCCAAGGAACGUGAAAGCGCCCUGUCCCUGGCUAGCAUGGGUGGCUACACAGACAUCGUGGCGCUGCUCCUCAACUAUGACGUGGACAUCAACAUCUUUGACUGGAAUGGAGGAACGCCACUGCUGUAUGCUGUGCGUGGGAACCACGUCAAGUGUGUGGAGGCCUUGCUGGCCCGCGGCGCCGAUCUGACUACCGAGGCUGACUCUGGCUACACCCCCAUGGAUCUGGCCGUAGCCCUGGGAUACCGGAAAGCAACGUGGGACCUGACGACCCUGAGUGAAGGCCGCCUCCAGAACUCAGAAACUCAGGGAACAGAGGGUCCACCCAGAGCUGAGCAGGGGGACCCAGAAGUGGCUUCAAAGGCAGCUCCUGGACAGGCGGUGGCACAGGGUCCUCCCAAGUGGAACCAAUAAACCUUCUGUGCAGAACU
Messenger RNA from Perognathus longimembris pacificus (Pacific pocket mouse), 1173 nucleotides. RefSeq names its product regulatory factor X associated ankyrin containing protein (gene Rfxank). Gene Ontology annotation, molecular function: protein binding. The transcript is spliced from 10 exons. Bases 296 to 1156 code for a protein of 286 amino acids. The record is from RefSeq and is a predicted model, not a curated record. Gene Ontology annotation, cellular component: nucleus. Gene Ontology annotation, biological process: regulation of transcription by RNA polymerase II. Lineage: Eukaryota; Metazoa; Chordata; Mammalia; Rodentia; Heteromyidae.